AUGAUGUGGUUGACGGAUGUUUCGCGUGUCGGGACGCCUAUUGCCUUGAGAGUUGUGGAACGGUCUACAAGCUUGGCCUACGGGAUCGAAAAUGAAGUUGAAAUGACGGAGAAAGUCAAUGCCAAUGAUCGACUGUGGAAGCGAUGGUACCAGCAAACGUCCGAAGAUAUGCUUUGUGACCUGGAACGUCUCUGUCAACUAUGGGAUCGCGAAUGGGAGCGGGAGCUGGAACGCGAUCGCUCGCGGGAAAUUUUAAGUGCAGCUACUUGA
Echinostoma caproni is the source of this 270-nucleotide messenger RNA. The record is from the annotation of a GenBank genome assembly. Lineage: Eukaryota; Metazoa; Platyhelminthes; Trematoda; Plagiorchiida; Echinostomatidae.